AGCAGGCUCUCCGUUUGGUAACAGUCAACGUGCCUUGUUACCAAACACGGAAUUUUCCGUAAACGACGUGUUGUUCUUGCUGAAAGAGACAACUGAGGGUUACCGACAUGACUAAGACAUGCAUUCACUGGUUCCGCAAGGGACUCAGGCUGCACGACAACCCAGCACUGAUGGCUGCUCUGAGGGACUGUAAGAAACUCUACCCAGUGUUCAUCCUGGACCCUCACCUGCACAACAAUACCCCAGUGGGCAUCAACCGCUUGAGGUUCCUCCUUGGAGCCCUUAAAGACUUGGACAGCAGCCUUAAGAAGCUCAAAUCCAGGCUGUUUGUUGUGAGAGGGAAACCGGAGGAUGUGUUUCCCAAGCUGUUCAAUGAGUGGAAAGUAACAAAGUUGACCUACGAGUACGACACAGAGCCCCACGGUCUGAUCCGGGACAAAAAAGUGACUGCACUGGCCAAAGACCAUGGAGUCGAAGUCAUCUACAAAAUCUCACACACUCUUUAUGAUAUAGACAGGGUAAUUGAGGAAAACAAUGGGAAGGCUCCCCUUACUUAUAAGCGUAUGCAGGCGAUACUGAAAAGUCUUGGUCCCCCUAAGAAACCAGUCCCUGCCCCAACCAUGGAAGACAUGAAAGAUGUGAAGACUCCUUGCUUGGAAAACCAUGAGAAGAAAUAUGGGAUCCCUACACUGGAGGAGCUCAGUCAGGACACUGCAGCUCUUGGAGAGGAGCUGUUCCCAGGGGGAGAACAGGAAGCUCUGAGGAGACUAGAUGAACAUAUGAAACGAACGGGAUGGGUAUGCAGCUUUGAGAAGCCCCAGACUUCUCCAAACUCUUUGAGCCCCAGCACCACUGUUCUCAGUCCAUAUGUCACCCAUGGCUGCCUGUCUGCUCGUACCUUCUGGUGGAGGCUGACAGAGGUCUAUCAGGGGAAGAAGCACUCAGAUCCUCCAGUUUCCCUGCAUGGCCAAUUACUGUGGAGAGAAUUCUUCUACACAACUAGUGUGGGUAUCCCAAACUUCAACAAGAUGGAGGGCAACUCUGUAUGUACUCAAGUGGACUGGGAUACUAACUCUGAGUACCUGGCUGCAUGGAGAGAGGCUCGGACUGGUUUCCCCUUCAUUGAUGCUAUCAUGACUCAGCUGAGACAGGAGGGCUGGAUCCACCACCUGGCCAGACACGCAGUCGCUUGCUUUCUCACCAGGGGAGAUCUGUGGAUCAGCUGGGAAGAAGGGCAGAAGGUGUUUGAGGAGCUGCUGUUGGAUGGCGACUGGGCUCUGAAUUCUGGGAACUGGCAAUGGCUCUCAGCGAGUGCCUUCUUCCACCAGUUCUUCAGAGUCUACUCCCCUGUUGCCUUUGGCAAGAAGACAGACAAAAGUGGAGACUAUAUCAGGAAGUACCUUCCUCUUCUAAAGAAGUUCCCAGCUGAAUACAUCUAUGAGCCUUGGAAAGCUCCUCGCAGCAUCCAGCAGGCAGCAGGGUGUAUUGUGGGUAAAGACUACCCACGUCCCAUUGUGCAGCAUGAGAUGAUCAGCAAGAAGAACAUUCAAAGGAUGAAGUUGGCUUAUGCCAAGAGAUCCCCAGAUUCCACUGAAUCUCCCAGCAAAGAGCAAGGUGUAAAGCGCAAGGCUGUAUCCAUUGUCGACAUGCUGACGAAGAAACAAAGAGUAAAGUAAUCAUACACAAAUUCAUUCCAAGUAACAAGAGUUAAUGUUCAUGACAAAUAACUGAACACAUGGGUUUUGGUGUUGUUCCAGUACUGAAGCUCUAUCUGAACUGGAGCUAAGGUGGUCGUUCAGAGGCUUUUCUUGUUUAUGUUGGCAGGCUAUCUCCUAUAUCUAAUUUUUAUUCCUCCUUUUAUUAGUCUCCAUUUUAUAUGUUGAAUACAAUUUUUAUCUUUAAUUUUCAUAUUGUAUGUAUCUCAGGGUGUAGAAUAAGAAGAAGAAUUGCUGAGUGUUCAGUUAGAUUCACUCAGGUUAGAAUUACACUUCAAGACUGUUACCUGGGAAUUAGAUUUAGAUUUUUUGGAAGGCUACAAAUAUCAAAACAGUUUGUGUUUGGAUCACAAAUAAGCCUUUUUAUUGAUGUGCAUGUGAAUUGCUAAAAUGCCUUAUUAUUACACUUUUUAAAAGCAGUUUUCUCAGCUUUUUAAAGAAACACAAGAACAAAGAUGUAUCUGUCUGUAUUUUAGAGCAGAAAAUGACAAAAUUGUACAUAAACUACCAGUAGUGGAGAGGUGAGAAUUUCAGUGCUCUGACUGUUACCACUAGAGGUCACCAUAAUUCUACCUGCAGAAAAAUGUUUCACAUUGGCACACACUUAUAAUGAAUAUUAUUUUUGAAGUGAAUAGAUCGAGUUAAGAAAGAAUCCACAAGGAUGAUGAGAAGUGCUUCAGUCUGCUUGUCAUGUUUAGAGCUUGGGACAUUUAUUAAUAUAUUUUGUACAUGCAAAAUGUUUUUUUUUUUAUUUUAUAUAUUCAGUCUUUUAAUUCUAAUGUUCCACAUAAAAAUUUCAUGAUA
This is a messenger RNA of Toxotes jaculatrix (banded archerfish), 2519 nucleotides long. RefSeq names its product cryptochrome circadian regulator 5 (gene cry5). The transcript is spliced from 11 exons. Gene Ontology annotation, biological process: entrainment of circadian clock by photoperiod; circadian regulation of gene expression. Gene Ontology annotation, cellular component: nucleus; cytoplasm. Gene Ontology annotation, molecular function: DNA binding; FAD binding. NCBI's taxonomy places the organism in Eukaryota, Metazoa, Chordata, Actinopteri, Toxotidae. The record is from RefSeq and is a predicted model, not a curated record. The coding region runs from base 108 to 1676 and encodes 522 amino acids.